UUUUUUUUUUUUUUUUUUUUUGCAAGGAAAGACAAAACCCGGCGACCAAAAUCCAAACUCCAGGACGAAGAGAAGUGCGGCGUUCAGUCUUUCGUCUCCUGCGGUACACUUCCUUCACCGUGUCUCUCCAUACGGUGUCCCUGUCCGGCAGAUGUCCCGUGCCCCCCAAAAAAGGCUGAACCGUCCAAAGUCUCCUCCGGCGUCCUCCGUAGAUCGUAAAGACUUCCGCGUUUCCAAUCCCUUCUCCGUCGUCUCCCUUCUCUGGCUUUUUAGACAAUGCCCGUCAAAGAAAGAAAACACUGAACAAUGUUUCAGAGUGCAGCUGCUGCGAGGCUGUCUGACUGGAGUGUGUGUGUUGUGAGGGAGUUUUCGUGUGUCUGUCUGUGCUCUCGAUUUGUCUCUGCAGCAUCUCCGGGUCCUGCGGUGGUACUCCUGUACUUCAGUGACGGUGUGUAACAGCCCCGCAACUUUCAGUGUGUGUUUUUAGGCGUUCGUGUGCUUCGCCGUGACAUGGCAACCGUGUGACCUGCUGCGUCAGAAUCUGUUGCAACUCUAUCUUUUUUUUUCUUUUUGGGGGGGAGAGGAAUUCCUGGGGCGUGGCGUCGCCGGCCCGACCACGCCUCAUCCUCUUGCCCCGUAUCGGACUCCACGAGACGCUGUGGUCCCCGAUUCCUGUUUCCAGUUCUUGCGGAAUACGAGUGAGAACUUCCUCGAUGAAACUUGUUUGCGGUUCAUCGUUUGUCCCCGUUCUUUUGUCACUCGCUGCCCGUCGUUUUUUAGUUCCCCUUAGAUGUGUUGAUUUGAGUUGUUUCUCUGUGUCUCAUUGUAACGUUUCUCUUUUAUUUUAGGAGGAGAAGAAAGGACCGAGUCCUAGAAAGAGGAAGAAAAGGACUGAAGAAAGAUGAAAACUGUGUCCAAACUCUUUGGAGUGAAAGAAAUGGCAAAACAAAAGUUUAAAAAGUUCCCUCAACGGGAUUAAACUGAAGACAUAUGUGGAAUAGCAGAUCAUAUUGAAGUAUAGGGUUACUUUUAUUUGAAAAAGUUGCAAAAGAAGGAAGAAAGUCAGUUCCCUAAUAUCUUCAUCCCCUUUUUUUGUGAUAAGAGUAGCAUGGGGAAGUAUGUCUCGUUUGAAACUUAAAAAUAGCUCCAAUUACUGGCGCUGUUGUGUAAGGGCUGGGACAGCAGUAGGUGGGUGACAUGGUGAGACGGCCACCUGUACUGUCUGCCACAUUCACACAAAACACAGAGGGGACAGACUGCCUGUGGAUGAGUCACAGGCACGGCGAUAAAAGGUGCAGGGAACUUCCCUUUGGUUUUCAAACCCUUGGAAAAGAUCCAAGUCAGUUAAGGCCCGGCGCACACGAGAGGCACAAAGGGCCUCGUUGUGCGCAACCUCUCGGGAUGACGAGCGGCCGGGUCAGAGCGGCGCGUCACUCUUGAGGCGGUUGAAGAAGGGCGAGUUCAUGGUAACGAGAACCUCCGUUCCCUGACACACAGACUCCCCUUUCCCCCCCCACCUCCUCGCUCUCGGGGCUCCUAAUCUCAUAACUCGCGUUUUACGACACGCUGGGAUGACUCCCUCGCCCGUUCCUGGGGGUUUUUUCUCUCUGCUCCCAGCACGGUCGUGAAGGCCCGACUUAUAAUAAACUACGACCCCUCUCCCCCCGUGAAGAGGCACAUGCUGCUUUCUCAUUAAACACUCAGGUUUCUUGAGGGUCAAUCACAUAUUAGGCAUUCAUAUUUGUUUUAUUUAAAAAAAAUGCAUAUUAAACAUCUUAAACCAGCAAAUGAUUCCCUUCUUUUCACAUGUAUAGAAACUGUAGAGUAGAGUUAACAAUGUUUGGAGGAAAAGUUCCAAGGAAUGUAAUGAACAACAAGCAGUCAUUUGUUUAAAUAAAUCCAGAUUAGUUGGUUCUGAAGCCUGAAGCCAACAGCUGGACCAGGAAGUGCCACGACCAAAGUGACGCACAGCUGUUUAAAAAUAACAGCAGAUUGAGCAAACUUUCUGCCACUGUCAUCACAGUCGAAUUGGGUCAUUUAAACCGAUGGCUAAUAUUUACACUAGAAAUUCGUGUUGGAGGUGGUGCUUCACAAAGUACCUUCCUGUGUGAAACAUUUACCAAAAAACUGAACUUGCGAAGCAUUUCCUGUCAGAGUAAAUACCUGAUGGGUGUCUGGCGUCUGUUGGAGCUCUACUCUGUGCGGGACCAUUUAAAUGUUUCGCACUUAGAACUUGUUUCAGUCAGGAAGAUACUUGGUGACGCAAUGCCUCCAGCCUCUAUUUACCAUGUAGGUUGUCAGGUUGUUGUUUUUUUUUUUGUCAAAUGAAGGUUCAUUUAAAUUCAAUUUGAAGAAACUGUCACGUUUUGAGAUUGAACGUUCACUCGGUCCAUGGCUGCCUUGGACUAAUAAUCUGGAUUUAUUAUCAAUGCAGACACCAAGGGUGUAACAUAGUAAACUUCUUAUAAGUUUUUGACAGGCCGUCACUGAAAGAAAAUUGGCAAUUCUGCCCUUGAUGUACCAAUUUUCAAAUUUGCCACAAAUGCAGUUUGAAAAUGGAAGCGCCCCCACCGGCCUCCCUGGCACUGACACCGUCCCUUCAGAAUCAACAGAGCCGAGACAAAGGAGGAGGCAGGCGUAGUUUGAGGGAAACGCCUGGCUCCGGCGGAGCAGUGGGACCGGUCCGACGAGGGCCCCAGGGAGCCGGGGCUCCGCAGCAGCACCAGCAGUGCAUCUGCCGGCGGAAAGCUACCUGACAGCUGCUUCUCACACAUCAGAUAAGAUCACAGUGUUCCUUUGGAGAACAGAAACCUGCAGAUGGAGACGCUCGCAGUCUGACUUGGUUCUUUUCUUCCAGUGGAGUCUGACAGGAAUGAGCCAAUGGGCGUCGAGUGGGAGCGGUUUGAGUGAAAAACCAGGAUGGAGACAGGCGCCGAUUGGCUCCUGCGCCUCGAUGGGAGGGUAUAAAUGGACGCGGUCCGGCGUUGUUGUGUUUACAGUAAUAUCUCAGAGCGCACGGGAAACAGGGAGACUAUGAGAAAGCGCAGCUGCUCCAUUCAGCCACAUGGUUCCUCAACCGCACAGACAAGCUGCGCUGUAGACAGCCGGGCUCACAGAGGAGACUCGCAGCGGCGCCUGUUGAGCCUCGCAGGGAGAAUCUUCAGCCGCACCGGCAGUUGAGAGCCGAUCCGGGGGCCGCGCCGGCAAAAGUUCGGACACUCCGAGUGAACGCAAAAAGAAAGACAGGAGAAACUUGGAUCAACUUUUAUUUCUUAAGAUUUGCUUCCAACUCAUAGCUGAGGAGAUUUUUUAAAUAUAUUUGUUCCCCUCCUCUGUCUCUUCUACGCGCAUAAACUUCGUCACUGACUUGAGCGCUUCCCGACUGUUUGGAGGAGGAGAUGGUGCAGCACAUGAGCCACGCAGAGAGCACCCACGCUCACUCCCCCGGCGGGGACUCCACGGACACGGGAGACAUGGACCUGGAGAUGGACGCCUCUCCGGUCCCGGAGGGCUCCCCUUCCUCCCGGGAGCGCAGCGACCUGGCGUGGUGCAAAACCCCGACCGGCCACAUCAAGAGACCCAUGAACGCGUUCAUGGUGUGGUCCCAGAUCGAGAGGAGGAAGAUCAUGGAGCAGUCUCCGGACAUGCACAACGCCGAGAUCUCCAAGCGGCUGGGGAAGCGCUGGAAGCUGCUGAAGGACACGGACAAGAUCCCGUUCAUCCGCGAGGCGGAGAGGCUGCGGCUCAAGCACAUGGCCGACUACCCGGACUAUAAGUACAGACCCAGGAAGAAGGUCAAGUCCGGGACCGCGGCGGGCAAGCAGGCGGAGCGCGGGGAGAAGAGCGGGGAGCGCGGCGCCAAAGCCGCCACCGGCAGCAAGAGGAGCCCGGCGUCCAAAUCCGCCAGUAGGACGCUGAAACAGGGGAGCAGCGGCAAGAGCGCGGCGGCGCAAGAAUACGCCUCCGCGGUGUUUAAAUCCAGGUCGGCGUCCGGGGCCAGGCAGAUCCCGGAGAAGCGCUCAGGUUCGGGAGAGGCGAGGCGUGCCCACGUGUUCGGCGGGACGGGCAGCAUGGAGAGCGGGCCUCCCUCCGUGGGCGUCCCGGCCAGUCCCACCCUGAGCAGCUCGGCGGAGUCCAGCGACCCGCUCAGCCUGUACGAGGAGCACAGCCCCGGCUCCACCGCGCGCCUCAGGUACGCACGCGCCUCCUCCCCGACGCCGUCCGCCUCGCACUCGUCCUCCUCCAUAUCCUCCGCGUCGUCGGACGAGGAGUUCGAAGACGAGCGGCUCGACCUGAACCCGAGCCCCGGCUUCGAGAGCACCUCUCUGGGCGGGAUGGGCUUCUCCGACGCGGAGCUGGACCGGGACUUAGACUGGGGCUUCGGGGAGUGCGGGGCGGGAUCCCACUUCGACUUCUCCGACUACUGCACUCCGGAGGUCACCGAGAUGAUCUCGGGAGAGUGGCUGGAGUCCACCAUCUCCAACCUGGUGUUCACCUACUGAAUCAGCCCCCCUCUUCCCUCCCACGUAUGAACUCUUCUGUCCCUCUACAAGACAAGCCUGUGCGUCUAGAUAAGACGAUUUCCGCCAUUUUUUCACUUUUUGAAUAAAUAAGAGUGAAUAAAGGAAAGAAAAAGAGGCGACCUGCGUGCGCGGUGAAGCCCAGGUGCGCGCCGCUCAGACUUGGACAGCGCUCAGUGGCGCUUGACUGGAGGAAAUGCUUAGUUUGCAUUUGGAGAGGCGGAGGUAUGGAAUGUCAAACGUGCCACAAUUCAAUACAUAAGUAGGUUGGUAAAUAAAAAUCUAUAUACGUGAUCAUUUUUAACAAUAACAACAGAUACAUGAAAUAAGUAAGUGAGUGCAUCUGUGAUAUAUUAAAUUGCUUCAGUAAAAUCAUUUAAAUGUGGUAAAAUGUAUCUGCUUUCUAAAACCACAUAUAGUACAGGUAUUUGUAAUCAUUUCACAACCCUGUGCUGAAGUAGAUGAAGAAUUUACCUUUAUGUGCCAGCCUCACCCAACAGUCAGUAGGCGGGGCUAACACUGCUUUAGGCAAAAUGAUUGGACGGCAGUUGAGGCGUUGUGCAAGGUAAACAAUCCGAUUUCAGCUGGCAAGUUAUAGUCACAGUUUAAAUUAUUACAGUGACCUAAACAUGUAACAUUUGACAACUAUGUAUUUAAGUUUUAAUUAUCGAGAGCUUUUAAUUAUUGGUGCAUUUAAUGAUUUGUUGUCACAUUCAUCUUUAAAGAUAUUUAUGUUAUUUAUUUCACGUAUUUAUCGCGGCAUUCUUAAAAUCAUCAUGUAUAUAAUGUUUAUUUAGAAAAUGUAUUUAUUUAUUGGAUUGUGGCACUUUUGGCCCUCCCUAUUGAGGAGGAGUGAAUGUAAGCAGAGGAGCUGCAGAUGUUAAACUCAUUCCACGCAGGAUGAGGACUGAGACUGAACUUUUUGAGUCAUGAUAAGACUUUUUUUUUUUUUUUUUUUUUCCCUUUCGUUUUCUUUUUCUGUUUUUGGAACACUUGGAGAGCUCUCGAGUUCGGUUGUGUUUUCUAAGAGACAGCCAAUCCACACUGACCAUCAAGUUCAGGACAUUUUUCUUCUCCUCAAAACUCAACAUUUGGAGUAUGAACACGCAUGCUCUCCAAGAAGAGGAGGAAUUUUCUUAUUUAACGCGUAAAACAAAACAAAAAAAAAUGUUUGUCUUUGCUGCGUAACUACGCAUUUUGUGUGCGCAUAGGACACAAUUCACUAUCACCAGCUUCUCUCUCAACGGCAGGAUUUAAAACAAAGACUGACUUUAAACUUCAGAAACUUAAAAAAAAACAAAAAAAAAACACUCAGUGCACAAUUCAGGACCAAUGUUCUGCGCUUUCUCUCUGCCUAGUGCUUCAACUUUGUAGUUCUUGUGUCAGAUAUUCUUUCCAAAUAUGUACAGAGCCGGUCCAAGGUUAUAUUGGGCCCCGAGCAGAAUUUAAUAGGGGGCCCACUUCCUGUUGAGGUCACGUGCCCACCAACUACAACAGCAGGUCUAUUUCAUAUUGUAUAUGCUUGAUGCUUUUUUCCUCAGUAUUUGUUCUCAAAUUGGUUUUAACAAAGAGUCUUAAAGACACAGAUCUGUUUUUUUUUUCUUUUUUUUUAAUAAACACUGGGUAUUAGCUGUUGUAGAUAACUCAUUCAGCAAUUUAGUUUUAAUAUGAAAUGUCACAUUUUGUGUUUAUAAGAGCUGGGCAAAGAGUAAAAAGAAGUCCCAAAAAUUUCCACGCGGUUCAUACAAUAUUUUACAAACCAUAAAUCGAUGUCAUGUUUGUAUUGCCUUUACAACAAGCACAUUUUUUUAAGCUAUCCUUUAAAAUUUCAUAACAUAGUGGCAUUUUUUGGGGGGGGUGAGGGAGAGACCCCCGGCCAGCAGGGGGCACCAAGCAACCCACAUACCGCUAUGCCUUAGGCCGGCUCCGUACAUAUAUUACUACUAUAUAUAUUGAUGUAUUUAUACUGGCCAAACUUUUUUAUACAUAGAAGUAUUGUUCUCGUACAGGUCUCGUUUGUGUUUGUGCGCACACACACACACCUGUCUGUAUAUCCAGCGGCGGAAGGGCUAAGAAGUGUAUCUUAUUUAACAAAAAAAACCACACACACACACACACAAAAACAGUGUCCGACUCCUCUCACUUUCAAAGAGAUUUUGAGUGUGUCAUGAUUUUCUACUUGUAUUUUUGUACAAAAUCUAUAAAAGGGGGCAGCCCUGCAGCAUUGUCGUUCGCAUCUACAUUGGUGGUUUGGACGUGCAGAGGGGGCACAAUCUGACCUCACACAGUGUUUACAGUAUUUACCCACAUGCUUCUUAAAUGGCACAGUGACUCCAGCUUCACCAGCCGAGUAAACAAAGCGCCGCCGAGGCUCCUCCUGACUGUGUUUUCCAGUCCACGCGCAAGCAAAACACACUCAAAGUGAAAGAUCCCAGAUAAAGAGUCACUGUUUGGAUAGAGCUAAUACCUCUGUGUGCUUGGUUUGGUUUUUUUAUAUAUAUUUGGAGAUAAGUUUUAUUUGAACCACUGGACUCAUUCCACUUUUGCCUAGACUUUGGAGGGAGGAGGAAAUGUUUUUGAAGUGCUUCAUCUGUCAUUGCGCAAAUUGCAUAAAAAAUAGUAUUUAACCUUUUUCUGUACCUGUUGGCUACGUAUAGCAGGCUAUUUGUUGAAUUUUUUGUUUGUUUGUUUUUUUUAAUAUUAUGGCAUGGCAAAUAGCAUUUGUAUUUCAGAUUCAGGUAUAUGUAGCUAUAGCUGUUGUGUUUAAGAUUUUUAAAAGAAUAACAUGAAGAUAUUUAUGUAAACUGACUGUACUAUAAGCAAAGAUUGUGUGUUUUUAUGUAUGAUGAUCAAUGACAGGCACUAGGACGGCCAUCUUGGUGGAAGAUGAUUGUGGUCCAGGAGUUUCCUUUUAAAAAAAAAAAAAGGAAAAAAAAAAUCUAUUGUCCUUUUUUUUUAAUUUUUCUUUCCCAUUUGUGCAAUAUGUUGUGUUUGAUCAUGUUUUGUCCACUUCAGCCAAGAUCGUUUGAUGUCUUUUGCUCAAAAACCAGCCAACAUUUGGGUCAAUCACUGCCUCUCAGACCUCUGUACAGAUUGUCUUUUUUAAUUUUUUUUUCUUCCGAGAAGGAAAUAAAAUCAGCUGGAACUGAAA
Messenger RNA from Poeciliopsis prolifica (blackstripe livebearer), 7671 nucleotides. It is a transcript of the gene sox4a, whose product is annotated as SRY-box transcription factor 4a. The transcript has 4 exons. The record is from RefSeq and is a predicted model, not a curated record. Gene Ontology annotation, molecular function: DNA-binding transcription activator activity, RNA polymerase II-specific; RNA polymerase II cis-regulatory region sequence-specific DNA binding. Bases 3399 to 4502 code for a protein of 367 amino acids. Gene Ontology annotation, biological process: anatomical structure morphogenesis; positive regulation of transcription by RNA polymerase II; cell differentiation. NCBI's taxonomy places the organism in Eukaryota, Metazoa, Chordata, Actinopteri, Cyprinodontiformes, Poeciliidae.